AUGUUGCACAGUGCCAGUCUUUUGCUUGUCACGUCGCUCCUUGCGGCAUUGCCUGUUAACGCCGAUGGACUAUACACCAAGAAUUCGCCGGUGAUCCAGUUGAAUCCUAAAACCUACAACUCGCUUAUUGCAAAAUCAAACCAUACCUCGAUCGUCGAAUUCUACGCGCCUUGGUGCGGCCAUUGCAAGAACCUCAAACCCGCAUUCGAAAAAGCCGCGAAAAACCUUGACGGACUCGCAAAAGUCGCCGCGAUCAACUGCGACGAUGACGAAAACAAAGCCUUCUGCGGACAGAUGGGUGUCCAGGGCUUCCCGACCUUGAAAAUAGUGACACCUUCCAAGAAGCCCGGAAAGCCCCGUGUUGAGGACUACCAAGGUGCGCGCAGCGCGAAAGGCAUCGUCGACGCAGUCGUCGACCGCAUCCCCAACCACGUGAAGCGCGCAACAGACAAGGACUUGGACAAAUGGCUUGGACAAAACGAGGACCGGCCCAAGGCCAUCCUCUUCACAGAGAAGGGUACAACUGGUGCUCUGAUCCGCGCCCUGGCAGUUGACUUCCUCGGUGCAAUUGACAUCGCCCAAGUACGGAACAAAGAAUCCGCCUCCGUGAAGAAGUUCGGCGUAACCGAGUUCCCGACGCUUGUUCUCGUCCCCAGCGCUGAUACCGAGCACAAAAUCUACACCGGCGACUUGAAGAAGAAGCCAAUCACAGAAUUCCUGAGCCAAGCGUCGAAACCGAAGUCCAAGCCCGCUUCCAAGCCUACCUCCAUCGUCGACGACGCCGAGGACCUAAAACCCACCGCCUCCGAGAACCAGGACACAACAGACCCCUCCGCCAAGCCGAUUCAAGUCCCUAUCCCCGCACCCCCAAUUCCAACCCUCUCUACCCCCGAAUCCCUCGACUCAGCCUGUCUCGCAUCAAAGUCCGGCACCUGUGUGCUAGUCAUCCUCCCUGAGGCGAGCGAGCCCGACGCCGCGCUUCCAGCGCCUGCCACCGAGGCGCUCGCAAGCCUAGCUGAGAUCGGUCACAAGCACGCCCAGCGCGGAACGCAUCUCUUCCCGCUCUAUGCCGUCCCUGCUAUCAACACCAGGUCUCAGACUCUGCGUGAGGCAUUGGCGUUAGCUGACGGUCAGACGGUUGAGAUUAUCACGUUGAAUGCGCGUCGCGGAUGGUGGCGUCGGUUCAGCGGCGCCGAUGCGGACUUUGGGGCUGUUGCUAUUGAGUCUUGGGUUGAUGCCAUUCGGUUGGGUGAGGGUGCUAAAGAGAAGUUACCUGAGGGUAUUGUUGUCAAUGAUGAGGCUGAGGUUAAGCCUGAGGCGGAAGCUGAGGUUGAACCUGAUGCUGAGACAGUCGAGGCUGAGGCUGAAACUAAGCCUGAGGCCGACGAACAGGCCGUGGAGCAUGAUGAGCUGUGA
Messenger RNA from Penicillium psychrosexuale, 1416 nucleotides. Its product is annotated as putative disulfide isomerase. The transcript is spliced from 4 exons. Gene Ontology annotation, biological process: response to endoplasmic reticulum stress. The record is from RefSeq and is a predicted model, not a curated record. Gene Ontology annotation, cellular component: endoplasmic reticulum lumen. The coding region runs from base 1 to 1416 and encodes 471 amino acids. NCBI's taxonomy places the organism in Eukaryota, Fungi, Ascomycota, Eurotiomycetes, Eurotiales, Aspergillaceae. Gene Ontology annotation, molecular function: protein-disulfide reductase activity; protein disulfide isomerase activity.